Molecule: messenger RNA, 1751 nt
Organism: Quercus robur (English oak)
Lineage: Eukaryota; Viridiplantae; Streptophyta; Magnoliopsida; Fagales; Fagaceae
Exons: 10
Coding region: 177-1460 (427 amino acids)
Cellular component (GO): catalytic step 2 spliceosome
Source: RefSeq, a predicted model, not a curated record
GAAGUCCAAAGUCCAGACUCGAAGUCCAAAGUCCAAACCCACUUGAGAGACUAGGGGCCGCACACAGUACAGCAUAACUUGUGAGAAGGGUUUUAUUUCUUUGUAAGAGUGAAACCUACUAUCAGAGCAUCACCUCUUCCUUCUUCUUCUUCUUCUUCAAUCGAAUUCGAGCCCCAAUGGGUAGCACAGCAGCGGCAGCGGAAAAAUCAGAGGAGGAGCUUCGAAGAGAGAUCGAUGAGCUCCUACGCCAACAGCGCCAGAUAACGGAGCGUCUUCGAGAUCCUCGUGGACUCCGGAGGGGAGGCUUUUCCGGCACCGGCCCUCGCAACCUCGCCGCCAACGGACCUCGUCAGCGUGGUUUCCUUCGACCCGCUGAUAGGACUGACUCCGAUGAUCAACCUCCAGCCAAACGCCGACUUUCGUCCGCGGUUGUCAAGCUGGAGGAUGGAGAGGCCGGUGAGGACGUAGAAGUAGCAGAGGAUGUGAAGAGUAAAGAUUCAACUAGGGAGGAAACUGCUGGAGCUGGCACUGCUAAUCAGAUCGACAGAAAGCCAUUGAAUUUGCAGCAGAGUGGCUGGUCUAGAAGGGAUGGAAACCUAAGAGCAGCAAAGACUGAUUCUGAAGCUCCAAUGACAGAGCAUGUUCCGAGGGUAUUGCCGAAAAAUGAGGAUCCAAGGUUGGUUAAUAGGAACAAAAGAAUGCUGGGGCAGCUUUUGGGGACUUUAGAGAAAUUCAGGAAAGAAGAUAUGCAGCUGUCAGGAACAGAAGCUUACAUGCGAAGGUCGAACUCUCUACAAAAAGCUGAGCAACGAGCACGUGAAGAAAGCGAGAAGCUGAGGCAACAAGAACGUGAGCAAAUUGCCGAAAAAAGGAGGAGAGAUCUGACUCUCAGAGCACGUGUAGUUGCGAAGACAGAAGAAAAAAAGUUGGAAUUGCUGUUUCUUCAGUGGAGUGACCACCAUAAAAAACUUUGCAAUUUUAUAAGGACCAAGACAGAACCUCCAAUAUAUUAUUUACCCAAAAAACCUCUAGAAGAAGACGAAACUGUGGUCCAGCAGCGUAAAGAGCAGACAUUUCAAGAGUGGAAAACUGCCAGGAGGGAGGAAUUGUCGGAAUAUCAGAAACAGAUCCAGGAGCAGUCUGUUGCCAAUGUUGAAAAGGAGUUGGAAAGAUGGCAAAAUGCAAGGAAAGCAAGGAAAACAAAUAAUGAUAUGUUGAACUUACAAGAAACAAUGGACAAAGAAUUGGACACACAUAGGCUUGAGCAUGGUCCCAAGAAAAGAAAGAUCCCUGGUGGAAACAAUGAAGAAGAGGAGGAGGAUGAUGUGGAAGAUAUCAAUGUUGGGGAGGAUGACAUGAUGGAUGAUGUACUGGAUGUCGAUGACACCAGCAGCAGGAGAGGUGAUGAAACAGUCAGGCCAGAGACCGAUUCUACUGGUCCGCAAGAUGACAAUAUUUGAUCACAGUAGUCAUGGAAGCCAUCCUAUUACACCUCUUUCUGGUUAAUCCCUUUGAACUUUUUUUACAUUCUGUAGCUGUUUUAUUACAUGGCAAGCAGGCAGUUUCUUGGGUUGUCAUUGUUUUUUUCUUUUUCUUUUUAUUUUUAUUUUAUUUUGGCCUUGAUGGGUUCUGAGUUUCUGUUUCUAGAAUGAACAUAUCCUUUUUAUAUUGCCUGUAUUAGUAUAUUGUAUUGCUUAGAUCUUGAUGAAAACGGUGAAAUGUAGAAGUAUCUGAAGACUUUGUGCGUGGAA